This is a messenger RNA of Engraulis encrasicolus (European anchovy), 4890 nucleotides long. Its product is annotated as rho GTPase-activating protein 30-like. NCBI's taxonomy places the organism in Eukaryota, Metazoa, Chordata, Actinopteri, Clupeiformes, Engraulidae. Bases 58 to 4890 code for a protein of 1610 amino acids. The record is from RefSeq and is a predicted model, not a curated record. Gene Ontology annotation, molecular function: GTPase activator activity. The transcript has 17 exons. Gene Ontology annotation, biological process: small GTPase-mediated signal transduction.
CACACACACACACACAGUCAGACACAUGUGGCUCACCUUGUGAGGACAGCAGGAGCGAUGAGGCGAGUACGCAGGAAAGUGGGGAACAAGGAGAAGGUGUUUGGAUGCGACCUCAUGGAGCACCUCACCGCCACCGCGCAGGAAGUUCCUCAGGUGCUGCGUUCCUGUAGUGAGUUCAUUGAGGAGCAUGGAGUAGUGGAUGGCAUCUACAGACUCUCCGGAGUCUCAUCCAACACACAGAAACUCAGGUCUGAGUUUGACAGCGAGGGGAACCCUGACCUGCGUAAGGAUGUGUACCUUCAGGAUAUCCACUGUGUCAGCUCGCUCUGCAAGGCCUACUUCAGGGAGCUCCCCAACCCCCUGCUCACAUACCAGCUCUACGACCGCUUCGCUGAGGCGGUGGCGGUCCAGUUGGAGGAUGAGCGGCUGGUGAAGAUUCGGGACGUCUUGCAGGACCUCCCUCCUCCACACUUCAGGACUCUGGAGUUUCUGAUGAGGCACCUGGUGAAGAUGUCUACCUUUUCCUCUGAGACCAACAUGCACGCUCGCAACCUGGCCAUCGUCUGGGCCCCUAACCUGCUCAGGUCAAAGGACAUCGAGGCGUCUGGCUUCAACGGUACGGCAGCCUUCAUGGAGGUGCGAGUCCAGUCCAUCGUGGUGGAGUUCAUCCUCACCCACGUCCCCCAGCUCUUCCCUGACAUAGCCUUGGGUGUGCCAACGGAACGGAGGAAGUCCCUCCCCUCACCCACCAUACUGGCCAAUCAGGCGCCUUUCCAGUAUCCCGGCAACUUGAGUCCAGGAUAUGGUCCUCCACCAGUGAGGCCCUCCUACCAUGCCAUCAUCGAGCCGUCAGACAAGAGGAAAGGCUCACUGAAGGGCCGCAAGUGGAAAUCAAUCUUCAACCUGGGAGGCCGCCUGCCCGACCCCCGCAAGCGCAACAAGGGGUCCACCAAAGAGAAAGAGAAGCAGGCAUUGAGGCCAGCUAAGAGUAUGGACUCUCUGAGCCCUGGGCCUUAUGAAGGCAACCGGCAGGCUGCCUCGCCUACACAGCUCUCUCCGGCAUCACCCAUUGGGCCUGACAUAGGCGGGGGCGGGGCUUCGGGCGGCGGUGGGGGGGUGAGCCCGGGGCUAACCUCUGGCAGCUACGCGGUCACGUUCCGGCGAGGCGGCGGCGCCAGCGUGGGCAAGGUCAGCGGAGUCAGCGGAGGCGGCACGCAGGGCACCUACUCACGGCUGUCGAGGUCGGGGUCGGGGGCGGUUGCGGGGUCGGGGGCGGCUCCCGUGAGCAGGUCUCCGGCGCUCAGUAGUAACAGCCGGGAGAAGAGGGCCGGCAUGCACAUCUCGGGGCCCUUCUCCGUUACCGUGCCGCUACACAUCACCUCGGGACUGCAGAGGGUCAUACAGGGGUCACGCGGAGGCGGAGACCAGGAACAGGACCAGGACACACCCACAGAUACAGGACACGCCCCUGAUACAACAUCAGACCCCGCCCCCAUUCUUGCCUCGUCCAAUGAGGAUGCCCCAUCGGAGGCGGAGGUACGCAGUAGAGAGACAGAGGAGGCAGGGGAGGAGAAGGAGAAGCAGGGGGAGGGGAGAGGCGAACACCAAGACAUCAAGACUGAGGAGACGCAGGAGGGGGAGAGAACAGCAGCAGGAGGAGACGCAAGCGAGGGGGAGGACCGGAAGACAGGAGUGGAGAUAGGAGAGGAGGAGGAGAAGGAGGAGAAGAGGGAGGAGGAGAGGGAUGCAAUUUGCAAUUUGAGGAAGACAUUGGAGACAUUGCAAUUUGAGGAAGAGGUGGAGGCCUCUGCCCUGCCCGUAGAAGACAAGGGUGAAGAGAGAAGAGAGGGAGAGCAGACGGGUGUGAACGGACCAAUGGGCUGUGAAGAAGAUGGGGAAGAUGAAGAUGAGGAGGAGAGGGACGAGGAGGAGGUCCAGGGAGAGGAGGAGGAAGAUGAGGAAGAGCCAGCAGCCCUGGAGGAGACCUGCGACUCUGUAGAGGGAGAUUACAUGGACAUGAAGUGUGCCGCCGUGGUGUGCCGUACUCCUCUACUACCAACAGGUGGCGCCGGCCCCCCUCCCUGCCCUGCGGCUGCUUGCCUGGUGCCCCCAGAGCAAGAGGCUGUUGCCAUGGACGCAGAGCAAGAGGCUGUUGCCAUGGACGCAGAGCAAGAGGCUGUUGCCAUGGACGCAGACAUGCCCCUGGACCUAGAGGACACCUUCGGCUUCCUCGACAUGGACAUGAUGGAGUGCAGCAGCACAUCCCAAACGAACAAUGAGUUCUCCGUGGAGCCAGAUUACGAGUACGAGAGCCAGUCCUGGUUCUCCAGUGAGCCCCACACCGCCGCCGCGACGGUCUCUCCACCCCAGCCAGCUCCGCCACAGACGCGACACACACCCGCCAUGGCCUCCGCCCAUCCCCUCCCGCACAGCCGGCUGUCCAGCAAGUCCCACAGCCUGCCCUACAAGUGCACCCCGUCCUACCCAGAAUCCUCGGAGGAGGAAGAGGACGAAGAUGAAGACGAGGAGGACGACCCCAUCCUGUCUGAUGCGAGUGAUGGCGAGGAUGAUGAUGAUGAUGAUGCUGAUGACUAUGAUGAAGAGCACAUGCUCCUUCACCGCAGCCUCCCCAACGCUCUGGAGUUCCACGGUCUCGCCUGGUCCACGCCCCCAGGCCCCCGGGACGAACCCCUGGCAGCCAAUAGCAGAGAGGACAUCCUGUCGACUAGCCAAUCAUCACAGGACAUGCCUCAGGAAGAUGCCCUCUGUCCUCUGAUUGGUGGCCACGUGGAGGAUACUUUGGUGUUGAGCCAAUCACAGCAGAGCGAGCAGCCGUUUGACUCUGUCAGCCAAUCAGAAGAGCCGGGUGCGGAUGACCAUGCUGAGGCCGUUAGCGGUGAGGGCCUAUUGGAGAUGGCAGCGGAAACCGGGACGGACGCCAGCUCUCUGACCAAUCAGAUCGCGGUUCCUCUGCCUUCCAGCCAAUCACGGUGCUCGUAUGUACCAAUAGACUCAAGUGAUGACUACAUGAAGAUGAGCAGGAUACCAGACGAGGACGUUGGGGAGGAAGAGCACAGCGAGGACAAGAAGGAGACACGCUGUGAGGACCAGACAGAAAGACAUAGUGCGAGCGGGUCGAGGUUCCACGGAGAGACGGCGCCCAGCCCUUCGUCCAAUGAGGACUUCAGGCCGCCCCUGCCAAUCAGAGAUUACCAUGGCAACGCGGACGACUGCCAGCACACCUACGAGGUGGUGGACGUGAUCGAGGAUGAGGAAGGUGAUGAGGAGGAAGAUGAUGAUGAAAACGAGUACAUCUCCAUCGCAGAGCUCACCGCCAUCGUGGGCCUGGCCGCCCUAUCACGUGGACCGACUGAGACUCGCGCUGGAGAGGGUUGCGGAGCAGAACCAGAGACUGGGGAGGGUUGCGGCCCGGAGAAUCAUGCUGACAAUGCCACCGCGGACCAGGAGGAGGAGACAGAGCAGCAUGCAAUAGAGAGCCAGAGGGACGAGGAAGAAGGGGGGAUAGAGGAGAUGGAAGAGGGGAACAUGAGAGGAGAGGGCGGGGAACGAGGGAUGAAGAGCGAUGAGGAGGAGGAGAGAGAGGUACAAGAAAAAGAAGUAAAGCACGAACCUGUAGAAAGGGCAGAGGAGGGGCAACAAGACAAGAGUGACGGGAGCGAGGACAGGGCAGGUGAGAGUGAUACGCGAGAGGACAGCGCAGGUGAGAGUGUCGCGGUGGCUGCGGCGACGGCUCUCGGGCCGGGUGUGGGCAGCACCCUCGUCACCACCAGACAGGCGAGCCCGAGGACGCACCACGUGAAGGCCGUGCCCGUGGUGCCGCCCAAGCCGCAGCAGUCCCGCCUGACCGCCCUGGGCAUCAUCAGACGAGACCCACCACCAACACAGGACGCGCCGCACAGCCGCACACACAGCCGUUCACACAGCCUGGAAACAACCACCCUCCUACAGCUGGACUCACCAGACACACCUGACACCAGGACAGAGGACAACCACACACCACACACACCACAUGCAGUGGCAGCGGCAGCAGGACAGCACGACACACCACACACACCACAUGCAGUGGCAGCGGCAGCAGGACAGCACGACACACACUCCUCAAAGACAGAGGAUGAGGAGGAGGAGGAGGAGAUGGCUCAAGAACUGCCGACUACGGACACGAAGCCUGCAGCACCAGAGCUGACUGAUGCAGACGCAGACGCAGCAGUUCACAUACACACGGCACAUGACCCAAACACCACCUCCACAGUCCCACCCGACACACAGCUCGCUCCACCACACAUAGUGAUAGACCUGCCUCAGCAGACACCAUCAGGAGAUGGAGACCAGUCACAGCCACAGCCACAGCAGGAGGCCCACCCAGGGAGGAGCAGUGGGGAGCAGCAGGAGGCCCACCCAGGGAGGAGCAGUGGGGAGCAGCAGGAGGCCCGCCCAGGGAGGAGCAGUGGGGAGCAGCAGGAGGCCCGCCCAGGGAGGAGCAGUGGGGAGCAGCAGGAGGCCCACCCAGGGAGGAGCAGUGGGGAGCAGCAGGAGGCCCACCCAGGGAGCAGCAGUGGGGAGCAGGGGAGGGCCGACGGAGAGAGGGGCGUAGAGGAGGAGGGCAGACGGGACACAGACACAGACACACAGGUGGGGCAUAGGGACAUGCAGGGAGAACAGCAGGACAGACUGGCGGCCGCUCGCGAGGGCGAGAGGGAGCGAGAUCGGGAGCGGAGGAGCAGGGAGAGGGACGCAAAGAGGAACAGCGGCAUCACCAGCAUGUGUUUUGACGAGGCGGUUGCCCGGGCAACCAGGGAGCGGGAGAAGGAGAGGGAACAUGGGGACCGUGACAGAGGGGUGAACGUUCAGGAGGAAAAUGUGCGGCUUUGA